Molecule: messenger RNA, 4066 nt
Organism: Pteronotus mesoamericanus
Lineage: Eukaryota; Metazoa; Chordata; Mammalia; Chiroptera; Mormoopidae
Gene: AHCYL1
Product: adenosylhomocysteinase like 1
Exons: 17
Coding region: 558-2009 (483 amino acids)
Biological process (GO): L-methionine cycle
Cellular component (GO): cytosol
Source: RefSeq, a predicted model, not a curated record
CGCCCAGCACUGAGGAAACAUCAAGUUGAAUCCCAUUUUGAAAGGAGUGUUUCUCUGACUGGAAUUGGAUUCUGGCGGUGUGUGUUACAUCCUCUUACUGCUGAGACACUGAGACGGGUGGCUGGGGGAGGGGCCGCGUGCUGUGAUUAGCUUGCCUGCUCCCUGCCUCCCUUCCCCACCCCCGACACUCAGGCCCCCGUCUGGGGAAACUGAGAACUUAAGAAACCCAAGACGGGGAGGGAGGACCUGGUGUCUCGGAAGACCGGUUUCUGCUCUGGGAUUGGAAGCGGGGACUGGAGAGGGCGGCAGAUUCGACCCUGUGGCCUGAGUGCGAGUCCCGUGAGGUGAACUGUUUCCUGGUGGUGUGCCUGAAGGCAGCGUGUUGGGAAGGGGAUGCCCUUCGUCUUAGGGACGUUUCUUCUACCGGGUUGAAAGUGUGAAGGAUGUUGGAACUCACAUAGCUCUUCCGAGAAGCUGGUACUUGUAGAUGACGGUUUCUUUGGAUUCAUCUGAUAUGGGAGUCAGACAGACGAGGGCAAAUCCAGUUUGCCGAUGACAUGCAGGAGUUCACCAAAUUCCCCACCAAGACAGGCCGCCGAUCUCUGUCUCGGUCCAUCUCUCAGUCGUCUACUGACAGCUACAGCUCAGCUGCAUCCUACACAGAUAGCUCUGAUGACGAGGUUUCCCCCCGAGAGAAGCAGCAAACCAACUCCAAGGGCAGCAGCAAUUUCUGCGUGAAGAACAUCAAGCAGGCCGAGUUCGGACGCCGGGAGAUUGAGAUUGCGGAGCAAGACAUGUCUGCUCUGAUUUCACUCAGGAAACGUGCUCAGGGGGAGAAGCCCUUGGCUGGUGCUAAAAUAGUGGGUUGUACACACAUCACAGCCCAGACUGCGGUGCUGAUCGAGACGCUCUGCGCCCUGGGGGCUCAGUGCCGCUGGUCCGCGUGCAACAUCUACUCCACUCAGAACGAAGUGGCUGCGGCGCUGGCCGAGGCUGGAGUCGCAGUGUUUGCGUGGAAGGGCGAGUCGGAAGAUGACUUCUGGUGGUGUAUUGACCGCUGUGUGAACACGGACGGGUGGCAGCCCAACAUGAUCCUGGAUGAUGGGGGAGACUUAACCCACUGGGUUUAUAAGAAGUAUCCAAACGUGUUUAAGAAGAUCCGAGGCAUUGUGGAAGAGAGCGUGACUGGUGUUCACAGGCUGUAUCAGCUCUCCAAAGCUGGGAAGCUCUGUGUUCCAGCCAUGAACGUCAACGACUCUGUCACCAAGCAGAAGUUUGAUAACCUGUACUGCUGCCGAGAGUCCAUUCUGGAUGGCCUGAAGAGGACCACAGAUGUGAUGUUUGGUGGGAAACAAGUGGUGGUGUGUGGCUACGGUGAGGUGGGGAAGGGCUGCUGUGCGGCGCUCAAGGCCCUCGGAGCCGUGGUCUACAUCACAGAGAUCGACCCCAUCUGUGCGCUGCAGGCCUGCAUGGAUGGGUUCAGGGUGGUAAAGCUAAAUGAAGUCAUCCGGCAAGUGGAUGUCGUGAUAACGUGCACAGGAAAUAAGAAUGUAGUGACGCGGGAGCAUCUAGACCGCAUGAAAAACAGCUGCAUCGUGUGCAACAUGGGCCACUCCAACACGGAAAUCGAUGUGACCAGCCUCCGCACUCCGGAGCUGACGUGGGAGCGAGUCCGUUCUCAGGUGGACCAUGUCAUCUGGCCAGAUGGCAAGCGCGUCGUCCUCCUGGCGGAGGGCCGUCUGCUCAAUCUGAGCUGCUCCACGGUUCCCACCUUCGUCCUGUCCAUCACAGCUACCACGCAGGCCUUGGCACUGAUAGAGCUCUAUAACGCGCCCGACGGACGCUACAAACAAGACGUGUACUUGCUGCCCAAGAAAAUGGAUGAGUACGUGGCCAGCUUGCACCUGCCGUCCUUUGAUGCGCACCUGACAGAGCUGACAGAUGACCAAGCAAAAUAUCUGGGACUCAACAAAAACGGGCCAUUCAAGCCGAAUUAUUACAGAUACUGAUGGACCACAUCACCAAGGACCAGCUCACACGAACAACACAACUCUAAAAGAAAUCUUUUUUAAGAUAACUUUUAUUCUCUUCUUAUUUCUUUCCUCUUGAUUUUUUUUCCUAUGAUUUCGUUCUUGUCUUUUCAUCUCAUUGUCCAAGUUCUGCAGACUACACAGGAGCUUGCUUCAUGGCUCUUAGAUGAAGCUGAGGUUCAAGGGUCCUCACUCUAGUCACUGAAGAAGGGUUUUACUCUCCGAGCCCAGAAAGGCAAUUCUUUCUGUACCAUUUCUGGGGACUUUAGUCUUAAUUGGGUACCUUGUUAACAGGAAAUGUAAGGUACCUCCUAGGUGGAACAAUCUGCAAUGUCUAAAUUGCCUUAAAAGAACCCAUUUCUUAGCUGCUGGAAUCAGUGCUCUUUGACUUUUUCAGAGGAGCAGGGAUGGCACCUGCCAGCCAGGUAGGUUAGACGUAGGUGGUGUGUGUUAAUUCCCCCUCGAUAAUCCAAGCCCUGUUUCCUGUGUAAAGGGGGCAGGUCUGGUUCAGAGGUGUGUGCUCUGAGUGCUGCUUGUUCAGAUCCAGGAGGCCUGCUUGGAUUAGGACAGCCCUUCCUCCACGCCCACCAGACCCUCUCAUUUUUCAGGUUUUUAACCAGACUGCACUCAGUUAAGUUGAAUUUUUUCCCCUAGCAUUUAUUUCUGUUGUACAAAACAUAUGUAAGACACGUGUUUAGUGUUAAUGCAGAGAAACUGCGUGGGUGGCUAGUCGGUAUCAGCUUCUCUUUCAAAGCUUUGGAGCUAAGAGGGCAGAGUUGAGUCUAGAGAAAUGCUGGUCUCAAACUCUGAUAAAUCUGUGUUCCUAGCCCACAGUUUCUAGCUUCAAUGAACUGUGGUCCUAACAGCCAACUCUAUCAGCUCUGCCCCAUACAGCUUGUGCUGAAGGCGAAUUUCUUGAGCCAUUACUCAGUAUAAAGCACUGAGCUCUCUUUUUAGGAUUUAUCCCUCAAGAGCAAAUUUCUGGACAGCUAUGCUUCUGCAACCUAAAAUAUUGAAAGGGAGGUACGUGUUGGGGAGGAGGAAGGAUGUUUUGGGCCAUGGUGAGGGAAUGCUAACUCCAGAUAACUGGCCGGGCCUUAGGCCCUGUGUAACAUUAGUGUUACAGAGGUGGUACCACUUUGGAUCGACACAUGUCACAAAAAGUUUCUGAACUAAGAUCUUAGAGGACAGUUUGUGUAUCGAGAAAGCGGCUAGUAUGUCCUGGCUCACGCUAUGAAAGAAUUCCCCAGAGAGGCUCUUCGCAAUCAGAGGUGUGUCCUUGGCCGUGCACCUGCUCACCGGCAUUUCUGCAUGGUCACGUGAGCCUUGUGCUCCUGAGCUUUACCUAUAUAAUUAUCCAGGAUCCUCAAUCCUCAACUUGUUCUAGCUUGUGAUCCUUCAAAAUUGGGUCAGGCGUUAGCGCUGCGUACUAGGAAUUUUCAUUUCUCUAUCGCCAUUGAUCAGAGAGACAGACAUGAAAACAGGAAUAUAAAAAAGGAAAGCUUUCACUCUGCUCUGCCACUUCCUCGCAGGGCACAAGGGUCUUGCCAAACUUUUUCCCCUUUCCUGUUUCUCCCCACCCAGCCCCUUCCCUCUCCUCGCCAGAAUGGCUGUGCUUGCUUCUCUGUAGAUGCUAAAGGUUCAAGCCCUUUUUCCCAGGGCGUGUAACCAGCCAAUCAGAACACCACAUCCUUUAGGGGAAGUAACCUGGCCAGCAGGGGUAUCCAUCGCGUCGGCUCUGCUGGAGGGAGCGGCCCAGGUCCUGCUUCCCUCUGGCCUGCCCCUGCUCCCAUGUCUGUUACUGUGUCCGUAGGAAUAGUAGGUAAGGGCUUCGUCUCUGUCAAGCCAUGUAACAAGGACACUGUGGAAAAACGUCUGGCAUCAGAGGGAGCAUGUGGAGAGCAACUUGGGAGGAACAAGUUUAUUUUGUAUUGAAUGAUUUUUAAUGAAUGCAAUAUUAAUCCUUGCAGAUGAGCAAUAAUCAUUAAAGUCAAUUAAAAUGAUGAGACCUUAUUGGACAUCUGUGUCAUUCUUGG